Messenger RNA from Physella acuta, 1995 nucleotides. Its product is annotated as neprilysin-1. The record is from RefSeq and is a predicted model, not a curated record. Gene Ontology annotation, biological process: protein processing. NCBI's taxonomy places the organism in Eukaryota, Metazoa, Mollusca, Gastropoda, Physidae. Gene Ontology annotation, molecular function: metalloendopeptidase activity. Gene Ontology annotation, cellular component: plasma membrane.
UAAAAGCCAGCAUGGAUCCGGAUGUUGAUCCGUGUGAGGACUUCUAUCAAUACUCCUGCGGGAAAUGGUUGGAAAGCGCUCAUCUGGCUCAUGGGGCUUCGAUGAUUGGCUCCGUCUCAAAUAUUGUAGGCAACGUUACAUCCAGAUUACUUGGCUUACUUGGCGACAAAACCAUUGAAAGUGACCCAAUCUACGAAGCAGUAGCGGAGAACUUCUAUGCCUCUUGUUUAAACAUAGAUCAAAUCGAUGAAAGGGGAGCUAAGCCUUUGAUAGACCUUAUCCACUCGAUUGGUGUUUUCCCUAUUUUAAAUGCCUCGUGGGUUGAAAGUGAUUUUAACAUUGAAGAUUUAGUCAUUAAGCUACACGAAUUAGGUUUGAUGCCGUUCAUGACUCUGUAUGUGGAUCCGUAUAGGAGGGACCCGAAGAAAGUUUUUACAAUUGAUAUACCCUACCAUGCUCUGAGCCCCAGAAAUGAGACCAAUCACCGGGCAUUUAUGAUGGAAGCGCUACAGCUUUUGGGCGCAGACAUAAAUGUUCUAAAGGCUGAUUUUGAAGAGAUGAAGAAUGUUAAAGGAGCUUUUAUCGAGAUUCUUGCAAGUUCCGAAACUCCAACCGCUGCUUACCAGCUCACGAUUGAUCAGCUGAAAGAGAAGUAUAAAUGGCUUGAUUGGCUUAAAGUGUUGAAAACUAUUGCGGCAAAAGGAAAUGUCGUCAUUGAAUCGACGGACACAGUUCUUUUAGAGCGAGAUUGGUAUUUAAAUGAGCUUGAAGAUAUAGUGAACUCUACUUCGAAAAGAGAUAUGGCUAAUUACAUGAUGUCGUGUCUGCUUACGUUCACUGAUCUUCUGGACUAUCGCUUCAGGGAGUUAAAUGAAAAAUAUCCUCCUGACGAAUCCAAAAUGCCACAUAAGGUUAGAUCGCAGCAAUGUGUGCGAAUUACCGAGGAGAAACUUCCGGAGGCCGUAGGCCGUUUGUAUAUCAACAAGUACUUCAACACAGAAGAGAAAGACUUCGUAAUUGCUAUGAUCAAAGAUAUCAAAGCGUCGUUUCACGAGAUAUUGGAUUCAAAUAAUUGGCUGUCCAACAGUACAAAGUUAAAAGCAAAGGCUAAGCUAUCAGCAAUGGAUUUUAACGUUGCUUAUCCUGACUCGCUUUUAGAUGAUACUAACCUCAAUGCAUAUUACGCUAACAUUUUUAAACCCGGGUAUAAAAUGCUCGGGUUUUUCGAUCUUUGUUUGAUAAUUCUUAAAAACUCUGCAUUGGAAAACAUAAAUAUUUUGGCAGCCGAUGGUAACUUCAAGCAUGAGUGGCCCGCAUCGACCUCUGUUGUCAAUGCUUAUUAUAAUUCUCGUCUAAACAGCAUGUAUAUUCUAGCUGGUAUAAUGGGAGAACCAUUUUACUACCCUAAAGGCUCAAGCUCUAUGAAAUAUGGCACUAUUGGAUCAAUUAUCGGUCAUGAAAUAUCCCAUGGUUUUGAUGUUCAGGGUUCAAGGUUUGAUGAAAAUGGAGAGCUGAGUGACUGGUGGGACCCUUCUGACAAAGUUAACUUUAUUGCCCUAGCAGAUUGCUAUGUUCAUCAAUACAAUGCUUACAAAUGGGAUGGCUACCAAGUAAAUGGUGAAACGACCCUCAAUGAGAAUGUAGCUGAUCAUAUAGGGUUAGAGCAAAGCUAUAGAGCCUACAGGAACUGGGUACAAAGACGAGGAGAAGAGGAAGGCUCAUUUCCCGGUCUUAAUCUAAACCAUGACCAGAUAUUCUUCAUUAGCUAUGCCCAGCUCUGGUGCUCUAAAGUAAAAGACGAAUUACAUGAAACUAUUAUACAAUAUGAUGUGCAUUCUCAGGGAAACGUUCGGGUUCAUGGAGCUAUUAGCAACGUUCCCUCUUUUGCUAAAAUUUUCAAAUGUGAAUUCAACACAACCAUGAACCCUGCGGAUAAGUGCUAUCUGUGGUGAAAUGCAUUUGCUUAACCAGAGAUGAGAUGAAUAAAUACUUAUC